GAGUGUAUUAAGUCUGAGCUGAUGCCACUUCAAACUUAUUGGAGGUGGGGGAGGGGAGGAAUCUUGAGUUGGGACCCACGUUAAGCUACGAGCGGCCCUGCUGGUGUAAAUAUUUCCGUGCAAAAAGGGGCUGGACGACCCCGCUGAGCUCCAGCGGUGCAGCCACAAAAUGUCGAGGCUCUGUGCGCCUGUUUCACCGUGUUUGUGCCGGUGUGAUGCGGUGCAAUAAGGUGAACACAGGUUGCGUAAGAGUCUCGGAGCAUCAGUAGCCCUUCCGUCGAUCUGUCAGCCUGUCGUAGCCCCGAGAAGAGGCGGGAAUGGAGCGGGGCGACGGGGACGAGAGUGAGAGCGGCGCGUCCCAACAAAACACGAUGUGGAAACAGUUUCAAGCUCGAGCCAAGCCGCUGCUCAGCCCCAAACUGGGCUCCAGGGAGCCCGACGACAAGAAGGAGCGCGGCAUGUGGAUGUUCAGGAAGAUGAAGCGGAAGGAGAACGUCGCCCUGGACCGGGUGAUCUCCUCCUCGCAGCCCGACCUGCUCUUCUCCUCCCAGGUGGAGGCGAAGGAGGCUCAGCUCUGCGGCAAAGCGGCCGGGAGCGGCUCCGGAGUCGGCCGGGAGAGGCUGCAGGCGUCCGUCAAGCACAAGUCCGGCAGCCCGAACAAACCCACGGUAGCUCAGCUGGUGCAGUCCCACCACAAGAGCUCCUCUCUGGGCUCUGCGUGCCUGGAGAGACUUGCCGAGCCGCCCGGCAGCAGCAGCGGCAGCAGCGGCAACAGCGGCAGCGGGGGCGGCAACGACGCGGCAACAGCUGCAGCGGAGCCACAGCUGGAGCGCAAAGAUGAGGAUCCGGUGAGCUUCCAACAGGGGAUGGGAGCUUCUGAGCGAGCAGCCCCCAGCUCAGGGAUGUACAAGCUGGAGAUCGAGCUGAAGAGGGGACACAACCUGGCCGUCAGAGACAGAGGAGGCUCCAGUGAUCCCUAUGUGAAGUUCAAGAUGGGAGGGAAAGAGGUGUUCAGAAGCAAAAUCAUCCACAAAAACCUCAACCCUGUGUGGGACGAGAAGAUAACGUUAACAUUGGACAGUCUGAGUGAGCCGCUGUAUGUGAAGGUGUUUGACUACGACUUUGGCCUUCAGGACGACUUCAUGGGUUCUGCUUUUCUUUACCUGGAGUCUUUGGAGCAGCAGAGAACAAUACCUGUGACUCUGGUGCUGAAAGACCCUCAGUCUCCUGAUGAGGACCUGGGCAGCCUGGAGCUGGCCGUCACCCUGACGCCUAAAGACAGCCCCAUGGAGGAGCGACGAGACUCAACGACUAUGCUGCUCAGGAGGUCCUGGAAACGGUCCACUAAGAACCAGCAGUCAAUACGUCUCUCAGAGCUGCAUCGGAAGUCCCAGCUCUGGCGAGGGAUUGUCAGCAUUGCACUACUUGAGGGCCGAAACCUCAUCCCCAUGGACGACAACGGUCUGAGCGACCCGUACGUGAAGUUCAGACUGGGACCACAGAAGUACAAGAGCAAGACGGUGCCAAAAACCCUGAGUCCUCAGUGGAGAGAGCAGUUCGACCUGCAUCUGUAUGAAGAGACCGGAGGGGUGCUGGAGAUCACAGUGUGGGACAGAGACACCGGCAGGAGAGACGACUUCAUUGGACGCUGCCAGUUGGACCUCUCCACUCUGUCCAAGGAGCGGACUCAUCACUUGGAGCUGCCGCUGGAGGAGUCCCGGGGCUUCGUGGUGCUGCUGGUCACACUGACCGCCUCGGCUGCCGUCUCCAUCGCCGACCUGGCCGUGACGCCGCUGGACGACCCACAGGAGCGCAGGGAGAUACUGAAGCGAUACGGCAUGUUGAAGUCACUCUCCAACUUCAAAGAUGUGGGCAUCGUACAGGUGAAGGUGAUGAGAGCAGAAGGACUCAUGGCUGCAGAUGUAAACGGUAAAAGCGACCCUUUCUGUGUGCUGGAACUGAAUAACGACAGACUGCAGACACAUACUGUUUACAAGAACCUCAAUCCAGAGUGGAACAAAGUCUUCACCUUUAAUGUGAAGGACAUCAACUCAGUGCUGGAGGUGACGGUGAUGGAUGAAGACAGAGACAGAAGCGCAGACUUUCUGGGAAAAGCGGUCAUUCCUUUAUUAAGUAUCCGUAAUGGUGAGCAGAAGGGCUACGUGCUGAAGAACAAGGAGCUGACGGGCCCGACCAAAGGAGCCAUCUACCUGGAGAUCGACGUCAUCUACAACACUGUUAAAGCUGCUUUGAGGACUGUGGUCCCCGCAGAGCAGAAAUACAUAGAGGAAGAACCAAAAGUCUCCAAGCAGUUGCUCCAGCAGAACUUUAACCGGGUGAAGCGGUGCAUCAUGGUCCUGAUCAGCUAUGGGACAUACAUCAACAGCUGCUUUGAAUGGGAGUCUGCACAGCGAAGCACCAUCUCUUUGGUGCUGUUUGUGGUGGUGGUGUGGAACUUCGAGCUCUAUAUGCUGCCUCUGGGCCUGCUGCUGCUGCUGGUCUGGAACUACUUCUUCUCCUCCAGCAGGGACAUGACUGACAUGUCCAUGGAGGCCAUGUUUGAAUGGGAAGAUGAAGACGAGGAUAAGGAAGACAAGGACUCAGAGCACAAGGGCUUCAUGGAUAAACUGUACGCCAUCCAGGACGUGUUCAUCAGCGUGCAGAGCGCUCUGGAUGAUGUGGCGUCCUACGGAGAGAGGAUGAAGAACACCGCUAACUGGACAGUGCCUUUUCUAAGCUGGCUGGCGAUCACUGCCUUAUGUUUUGCCACAUUUCUGCUCUACCUCAUACCUCUACGAUACCUCGUGCUCGCAUGGGGUGUGAAUAAGUUUACCAAGAAGCUGCGAAAUCCGUAUGCGAUCGACAACAACGAGCUUCUUGACUUCCUAUCCAGGGUGCCCUCUGAUGUUCAAGUGAUGCAGUAUCGUGAGCUGAGGGUUGAUCCUGGACAAAGUCCCAACAAGCGCCGGAGGACCAACCUGAGCUAGCUGUAAACAUUUUACCUGUAAACAAAGUCAAAUACGUUAUUUAUAAAUUUCUUGUAUAUUCUCAUUAUUAUGAGAACUUGUUUUUGUUUUGUUACUGUGGGAAGAUUUAUUUUCUAAAUCUUGUAAAGGACACAAUGAAGCUCUUUGAGUUUUUUUUUUAAUCCUUUUUAUUUCUCCACACAAACUUAUAAUAUUAUUGAUAAUGAAUGUCACAAUCUGUCUGUACGUGUGUGUUAUAAAAAGUCUGCAUGUGAUGAAGGUGUGCUGCAUGGAACCGGUGCAUUUCCUUUUUUAUUAUUUCUUUUUUGUGCCGUGUUGAAGUGGAUGUGUUGUCAGUGUGUGAAGCUAUUUUAAAGAUAGAGCUGCAUGUUAUUGCUGCUGCUGUUAUUCCAUGUAAUCACAGUAUGAACACAUACUCAGUAAAUAAUGCCUCAUAUUUCAUAAACUCCACACUACCACGCUGCAUGUUCGAUUUAUGAACUGUUCCUUUAUGUUCUUAGUAGCAUCAGCUGGACUUCAGCCGGAAUAAAGUGUUGCUAUGGGGAUUUAGACCAAAGAAAAAGAGGUACUCGCACCCAGUUUUACAUGUAAAGUUUCGAUUUAUCCUGAAGAGAAAAGAGCAAACCUGGCACUGGGUCCCGAAUCCACAGAUAUGCGAAAUAAUUUUAUCAAUCAUAAAUUGUCUUCCUUCUCUUUUAGCAUGACUCUGUGUCAGAAUUUACUUUCAUGGCUGAAAUUAUCUAGGUUUAUAUAUUGCUCUUUUGUUUAAAUUUGUAUACAUGUAAAGUAACUAAUUCCCAUAAACAACUGAUUAUGCUUGUGUUAUUUUGUCACAUGUUUGGGACUGCAACUAUCAAUUAUUAGACCUGUAGUGUUGAGAACAACAUUUUUGAGGGUCUAAAGCUGCUUGAAAACUCAUGAAACUUUGCUUCAGAAGUGGUAAAAUGCUUUUUUUAAGUGUUUUUUUUUUUUCUUUUUGGGAUGUCCCAAUCCGAUGUUAAAGAUUGGGAUUAGAAAGCACCAAGGCAGUUUUUAACCAGUCAGUAUAGGCACAAACCUAAUCCUGAUCCUUUGUUUACAUCUGCUGUCACACCGGUGUUGUAAAGGAAGAGCACAGUUUGUGGCAGGAUGCAAAUUUAGAAUUAUUUUCUUAGUAAUCAGCAGCAUUUACAAUCAAUAAUGGAUUCACAGAUAACACACACUGAUCACAGUGGAUGUUUGUUCUGUGUGGACAAACGAGCUGCAAAUGUAGCUCCAUUACAAAAGUCACUGUGGUAUAACAACGCUGUCCUCAGUCUCAGUUUGUUUGAAACACAUGAUCUCUGACUUACUGUCAAACACAUACACUCCCAGUCAAAGGUUUGGACACACCUUCUCAUUUAUGGGGUUUUUCUUUAUUUUCAUGACUACUUACAUUGUAGAUUCUCACUGAAGGCAUCAAAACUAUGAAUGAACACGUAUGGAAUUAUGCAGUAAACAAAAAAGUAUGAAAUAAGUCAAAAGAUGUUUUGUACUUUAGAUUCUUCUAGAUGUGUUUGGGACAACAAACACAAGGAGUGGACAUUAGACCAGUGGAAAUCCGUGCUUUGGUCUGAUGAGUCCAAAUUUGAGAUCUUUGGUUCCACCUGCCGUGUCUUUACAGAAAAGGUGAACAGAUGAUCUCUACAUGUAUGGUUCCCACCAUGAAGCAUGGAGGAGGAGGUGUGAUGGUGUGGGGGUGCUUUGCUGGUGACACUGUUGGGGAUUUAUUCAAAUUUGGAGUCACAUUGAACCAGCAUGGCUACCACAGCAUCCUGCAGUGACAUGCCAUCACAUCUGGUUUGCAUUUACUUGGACCAUCAUUUAUUUUUCAACAGGACCCCAAACACACCUCCAUGCUGAGUAAGGACCAUCUGACCAAGAAGGAGAGUGAUGAAGUGCUGCAUCAGAUGACCUGGUCUCCACAGUCACCUGACCUAAAACCAUUUCAGGUGACGACUUCAUGAAGCUCAUGGAGAGAAUGCCACGAGUGUGCAAAGCAGUAAUCAAAGCAAAGGGUGGCUAUUCUGAAGAAUCUAAAAUAUAAAACAUGGUUUGACUUAUCUCACACUUUUUUGUUUACUACAUAAUUCCAUAUGUGUUCACUCACUGUUUUGAUGCCUUCAGUAGGAAUCUACAAUGCAAAUUGUUAUGAUAAUGAAGAAAAACCAUUAAAUAGGGUGUGUCCAAACCUUUGACUGGCAGUGUAUAUUGGAUUUAUUUUUAUUAACUUUUGAAGUGUGUAUUAGCAAUUAGAAUGGAGUCAGAUUGGGAGUGGGUUUUGGCAGAUGCUAAAUUUUAAAUGACUGAAUGGCUCAGGGGCAAAAACUUGAUCAGGACAUGUCUAGUUCUUUUAUGGCAUGACUGGGGCAAAUGGCUCAAUAAUCUCCACUACAAAACCUUAUAGUUUCAGCCUUCACAUGUGGUUUUAUGUACAAAAAAGCCUAUUGAUGCCAUGCCCCAGAAUGUCACAAUAGUUACUCCAGUUUGAAUUUGCUGUGGCAUUUUGGCACAUCUUUUGCAUUUAGAGCCCUUCUACAAGCUCCCCUUCGAGAGUGAAUCACAGCAGCUUCACAUUUGGUCGGUGUCGUUUCAAGACCUUUGAGAUGCAAAGUUACCACACUUAUGACUUGUUAUUGAUGCCGAAGCUGCAGGUUUCACUCUUGUACCAUGAAAGCAGAAGAUCUUCAGUCCGACUUAUGUUGCAGACAUCAUGUGAUUUAAGUUCAGUUUACGCGUAUGUGGGUGCAAUACACAAUGUGCAGCAAUAUAAUCCACUGCCAAGCAGUCCAAGCAGGGAAUAACAGCUUCAUUGUUUUUGUGUGUUUAAAAUCACAACACAUUGAAACAGGCCAAGGUUGAGCUACUUGCUUUGAUCAUAUAGUAAAGGAUUAUUUCGUAUUUUGUAUAGUAAAGUCAUUUGAUGCAGCAGUCAGAGAGUUAAUGACUGAAUGUUCACUCUAUAAAACAUCAUGAGACAGUGAAAAACAACAUUUCAGCAAAGGCAAGAUGCUUUAUUUGUCUGACCAGCAGUCAGAACUCCAAAAUGUUGCUUUUACUGUUGAAGAAAAUGUGUGCAUAUUGGGGUUGCCAGUUCAAUUUCUAAGAGUCCCCUGAUUAAUCAGCAAAUUAGCUCAGCUCUACACCAUAAAUGUAAAAAACAACAACACACAUUUUUCAUUGAUUGAGGUGCAAAAAAUACAGAAAAAUAAUGGAAAAUAUUCAUUUGCUGGAAUCAAAGUUGAGUCAGUUUUACUUGAGAUCAUUUGUGUUUUGGGCUUUUUAAUGUUUAAUGAAUCAUAUUUACAUGAUUAAAAACAAUGAAAUUACCUAUAAUAAUGACAAUAAAUGUAUAUGAUGACCGAUAGAUACAUGGAUAGAAGACAAGUUAUAUGAUAAAAGCUUUAUUUUGAGUACCACCGCUUCUGAAUAGUAUGCACUGAUGAAAACACUUUAAUCUAACCUUUUUGGUGUGAAAUCAUCAGAAUUACACUACCGUUCAAAAGUUUGGCAUCACCUUGACAAUUUCAUGUCAUCCAUGAAAACUCACUUUAUUCAUGUGCUAACUUAAUUGCACAAAAGGGUUUUCUCAUGAUCAGUUAGCCUUUCAACACAAUUAGCUAACACAAUGUAGCUGUUUCCAGCUAGAGUAGUCAUUUACCACAAAAACAAUAACUAGACUGUAUUUCUGAUUAAUGUUAUCUUUAAUGGAAAAGAUGCUUUUCUUUCAAAAAUAAGGACAUUUCUAAGUGACCCCAAACUUUUGAACGGUAGAGUGCACAAGAAAUCUCUAAACAAAUCUAGGAAUUAAACUGACAAUUUCAUCUAUUAAAUAGCAAGAAAAUAGUAAUAAUAUUAUGCAUUUGUGAAUAUAUUUUUACUACCUUGUCAUGUAAAAAAAAAUGCAUUUUAUGGUUUGAAGGUUAUGCAAAGUUUCAACUUUUAAUGUUAUUUUGGACAGUCUAAUUUUUUUUAAAAAAUAUUAUUGAUAUUUUUGUGCAUUUAAAACCUUUUUCUGUAAAAAGGGAACUUCUUCCAAUAAUAAUAACAAUAAUAUAAGCAGAAUGAGAUCUGGGAUUAUUGAAGGUUCUGUGAGCAUAAUGGGCUCUUGGUCGUGUUCCUCGAGUCAUUCCUGAGCAGUUUUUGCUCAGGUGUUGUGCUGAUGUCAUGAAUAGCAGGAGACAAGGAUUCUCAGCAGAGCACUGCUUCGUUUAUUAAUGAUUGAUAUUAUUUACUCCACUUGUCAGUGGUUUUUAGUGUUGUAGUUGAUUGGUAUAAAGCCAUAAGAUAAGAAUGAAUUUUAAGAAGGAGAUACAGAAAUAAUGACUGGUGACUGUCACGUGGAGAGGAGGUGUGACAGUUCACUGAUUUUAAGCAUUUAGCUCUAAUUCAUCGAUGGAUGUGUGUUUACUGACAAAUGUGCCUCUCUGUGGUGUGCUUGGGAAGCUCGAGAGAUUACUAGGAGUAUGGAUGUAAGAGUGGAGCCAUGUUUUUCUUUUACCACCACCAACGACAACAACUAAGAGUGUAUGGAAGAUUUAAGAUGCCUCAAUAAAAAUAAAUACAAGAAAUACAGUUGGUUGCUAAACACGUAAAAACCUGCACAAACAAAAGCAACACACAAAACGUUGUCCAUCUACAAAGAAAAUAAAGGAGAUAAAUGCUCAGGAUUUGUUUUUGAUUUUUUUUUAAGUCAACUAGUGUCAGCCAUGUUUUUUAUGCUGCCCGUAGUCUCUAGAAGCAGAAACAGCUGAUCAGCCAUGGCUUCAACAAUGAUUAUUUUCAUUAUUAAUACAUAGGAAGUAUUUUUUUCAACAAUACAUUUUUAAAGGACCUUUGAUUGUGCUCCAAAUAAUUCAGUUAGUUGUUUGUGUUUUACUUCACUGAAUUUGUGUACAAUACCGUUGAAAAGUUUGGGGUCACUUAGAAAUGUCCUUAUUUUUUCAGAUCAAAAAGGACUAGAAAGUAUAAAAGCUGUUAUGUGGAGAUGGAGAAAGUGCUGAUAAAUUCUAAAGUAAAAGUACUGUUACUUUAUUUAAUUUUCACUCAAGUAAAAGCUAAAUGCUUGAGUGAAAACUAUCACAAAACACAAAGGUUUUCAUUAAUGUUUGUAAGUUAUUAAACCUCUAAUGACGUUAUGUUCAACCAACAAACUACACUGAGUUUGAGGAAUCGGUUUCAAAGUGUUGAUUGCAACAUAUUUGAUGCCUGGUAGCAAAAACACAAGUUUCAGAUUGUAUUACAUUGUGUGUAAUGUACCGCUUUCCCAAAAUAUGGUUAAAAACUGUAAAAUACUGUGCUUCUUUCUCAGCCAAACACCAAUAUCUCAUUGUGAUUUACAUCCAGCACUGGUACCAGUGCACAGAACAAAGAAAAAAGAAUAGAUUUCAAAAGAAUAUGUUUCUGAGUAAUGUUGUGAACAGACAGACAGACAGACAACGGAUAACUCUACCACGUUCCUUGGUGGCAUAAAACUCACACACACACACACACAGACACACACACACACACACACACACACACACACAGACACACACACACACACACACGUGUGUGUGUCUUGCUAUCAUUGUGGGGACAUACCAUUGACUCCCAUUCAUAUCUAACCCCUAACCCUUACCCUAACCCUAACCUUAACCAAACCCUAACCCUAACCAAAACAAUGCCUAACCCUAAAGAAACGUUUUUGCACUUUUACGUUUUUCAGUAACAACAACAUGGCCAAGAAAACACUGUUUAAACUUGUGGGGACCGAAAUGAGGUCCCCACAAGUGACAUAAUUUUCGGUUUUCCUACAGUUGUGGGGACAUUUGGUCCCCACAAUGUAGCAAAAACAUGGGCACACACACACACACACACACACAUAUAUAUAUAUAUAUGAAUAUUUUUAUUUUGGCAUUUUAAGUCUUCCAUAAAAGGUCCCUAAAGGUUUUUCCAGGAAGCUGAGUUUAUUUAAUCAGAGUUAAUGAACAUCAACGUGUCUUUUUUUUCUUUGAAUCAGUUUGUAAUGAUCGUGGAAGGCUUCACUGAUCCUGCAUGUCUGUGUAAGCAGCUGUUUGUGAGUGUUGUUGCAUGACUGAACAUAAACUAUAUGCAAGUGCAUUUCUGGAUACUGAAUGUGAAGCUCAUCUAAUGAAAGCUGUGUUAUCGAUCUGAUACGCUGUUUACUGUCUCACCACCAAAUCAUCACUUCUGAUGCUUUGCACAUGUUCUGUUUCUGUUUCGAUGUGCUGCUGAAGUCAAACACAGACUGUAAUGACUGAGCAGUAUUUGUCUGAGUAAACAUAUUUCUACACAGA
Messenger RNA from Acanthochromis polyacanthus (spiny chromis), 9304 nucleotides. It is a transcript of the gene mctp1b, whose product is annotated as multiple C2 domains, transmembrane 1b. Bases 318 to 2987 code for a protein of 889 amino acids. The record is from RefSeq and is a predicted model, not a curated record. Gene Ontology annotation, cellular component: synaptic vesicle membrane. Gene Ontology annotation, biological process: regulation of neurotransmitter secretion. Gene Ontology annotation, molecular function: calcium ion binding. Lineage: Eukaryota; Metazoa; Chordata; Actinopteri; Pomacentridae. The transcript has 21 exons.